Messenger RNA from Panicum virgatum (switchgrass), 1193 nucleotides. RefSeq lists its product as uncharacterized. The transcript is spliced from 5 exons. NCBI's taxonomy places the organism in Eukaryota, Viridiplantae, Streptophyta, Magnoliopsida, Poales, Poaceae. The record is from RefSeq and is a predicted model, not a curated record. Bases 101 to 619 code for a protein of 172 amino acids.
UGCCGAGGCCGGGCAACGCUCCCCGUCCGCCGUCCCCCGUCUCGCUCGCUCCGCUCGUCCGCCCCGCUCAGAGUCGCAUCUCCAUCUCGGACAUGGAUGGAUGUGCCUCCAGCCCCCGUCACCGCCUGGCGCCGUAGUGCAUCUGCCUCAGUCUCGCUCUCUUCUCGCCGGCGAAGUCACAAAGAUAUCUUGGUGCAGGAGGCUGAGAGUGCACGAUAGACGAAGAAACAAGCAAACCAAGAGAAGCCAUACUACACCGCGGCCCCUUUUGGCUCUGCUAUGGCAAGGAAUUUCAUGUUACAAUAUUUUCGCUGCCGGUCCUCCAGCUUCGCAUCCAGGUGCCGCCACCCCUCCAGCUCCGCAUCUAGGCACCGCCGCCCCUCCUCCUUUGCCGCUCCAUUCUUGUCGCUCGCUCCGCCUCCCUGUCGGCAGCACCGCCACCAUCCCUUCUGAGGUCUCGAUCUGCAGCUGCGCCUCCAACUCGGCCGUCUCUACGUCGGCACAUAUCUCGGCCAUCACUCCAUUUUCCAAGAACCACUCCUUGUUUCUGUUCCCCGGUUAUUCUUGGCCUAGGUGGUAUAGAGCACUGAGCAGUGCUGCAUUUUGGCCAAAAAAAUGAUCAGCGAUUGAUAUGGUGCUUUGCCAGUUACCGGCUUGAUCUUGAAUAUUCAGUUACAUGCCAUAGAUUAGCUUGCCCAUAUUGCUUACAUUUGAUCUAACUGCGGAUGUCAAUGAUAAUUCUUGCAUGAUCUUCUAGAGUUUGCUGCAGAGAAGAACAUACACUUCAUUUCUGAUAUGGCACUUACAAGCAGAAGAAGCAGCAAGAUGACUUACCAUGCUUUGACCGUAACCCCUGAAUUGCUGGUUGGCGGCACCAUGAGUGGUAACUACUACUGGUUGAUGGACAUCGCUUACCGGAUCUAUAUCAUUGACUGACGACAUGGUAUCUUGUAGUCCUGUAGAAGACAUCGCUUAUAGGAUCUAUAUCCUAGUCUGACAUGGUAUCCAACUGUAAAUUUUUUAGGUUGUUAUUAAAUUUGUAAUGGUGUUUGACUUGGUGUUUAUAAGUUGGGAGUGAUGCAAUGUACAAUUCGGUUGGAUACAACUGAAAACUUUUCAGGGUCGAUGUACAAUCGCCGGAAUGUAUAUAAUAAAUUUGCAUUUGUUGAUGGCAGUGUAUGGAAUGAUCACCA